UAGUCUGGCUCCCACGAGUACGAUUAAUUACUACGUUCUAAUGCACUGCAUGGAGCAGGGAAUUAGGUGAACCAUAAACUUGUAAAAGGUUGCAACUGUAUCUUAUUUUGUUAAUAGCGUCCAAUCUCCGUGGCGACUGCAUUAUUUAUGCUCCAGCGCAAAAUGUGUGCAGGGUAGAUUCAGUGCAUAUUUUCUUCGGGCAGAUUUUGUUUGACUUACGCUAUAUGACUAUGAGUAUAUCCUUCUAGAAUAACGAGGAAAACAAUCACAUAUGCCAGUCUCAGUCAGAGUUUGCUGAAUCUAUACAGAAUGGAUAUUGAACAGAUCAUGAUUCACUACUGAACCAUCAUGAUGACAAAAUGUGCAUCUGUUAUUCAUCAUAGCUAAAAAGUUGUCCUUCGCCCCACAAUGAAACAUCCGUCGGAAAAUGUGGAGCACUUCGAGUACAAUCUCGGCAAAGCGCCAGAGCUUCGCUGCGAGUACGGCACGGUGACCACCACCUGCGACCGUUGCGAGAGCUGCCGGAUCCGCCACCGUCUAGCCCGGACUCGACAGUGGUUCCUCCGGGCCGGCGAAAAGACCAGGAAGACAUUCAUGCUGGGCCUGGUCCGACAAUUCAACAGCCUGACCUUGCUCCGCUAUGCGGUCAAUCUCCUGAACCCCCUCAUUGGCAAAGACUUCACCUACGCCCGCUCACGGACCCAUCCCAGCGUCGGCGGCGAUGGGGCAAGCACAGGGGACGACAGGGCACUGUGGACGUCGAAGACCGAGCAGACAGUGACCGAAGCCUGGCAGUGGUUCAAGGAGGCUAAAUACUGGAGCAAGGCAAAUUAUCUACUCGGGGUGCUACAGAUGUGCAAUGGAGAGUUGCUAUACAGCAUUGGGACACUGGCCAGAACGAUGCUGGCUUCGGAAGAAAGGGCCAGGGAGGGUGUUUGUAACGAAGAUUAUGAAAAGGAGUCCCUCGCGGACACAGUCUACUCCUACAGAUCCGACACCUACCCCGAAAAUCAACUGCUCCGCACGGCCGGCCAUGAAUAUUCAUCAUCCCUGCCCCGCCCAUCCCCGGACUCAUUUGAAUAUCUGGACUCCUCCCACAUUGUGGUGGAAGAUGGGGAGGAUGAGGACUCGGUCACGGUUAGUUCCUUCCAGAUGUCAUCCAUCGACCCCACCCUCUGCGUCAUGCCCACCUCUCGCUCUGCCCUGGGCGGGGUCUGGCACCACCGGGAUUUCAUCCGAGAGCUGCCCGUCCACCUGUCUAAGAACAUCUUGAGUUAUCUGGAGUACGGCGACCUGGUGAGCUGUAUGAGCGUCAGCCGGCACUGGGCGCACAUCGCUAAGGAAGUAGAAGAAGACAUGAGGACGAGACAGUUGCUCUGGGAGGAAGUUAUGUUGAUGCAGGGUUCAUCUGCCCAAGGAGGUAAUCCAGUGUUUGCCAACCAUCGCGCCGUUCCCGUUCCGCGAUUGGUCGGCGACUGUCGCAACGUGGCGCCCUCUGACCUACCAGCCAUGGAAGUGGACUUCAAGUCGGAGAUCAACAUCGCGAGCUCCUACAGCGGCAUUGUGACCGACAACGUGAAGAUGGAAGAGAGAAAUGUUUACUGCGGUGCUUACAACGUCAUGGUGCUCUCGGAUCAGGAUGACUUCAACCGAGUUGUCUCCUACAACUACGGUUCACUGGUAGCCAUAGGAUCCUUUGAUCGUCACGUCAGAUUCCUGGACGUAACGACGGGCCAUGACACUGGUCCCGUGAUUACCGGCCACGCUGGAUCUGUCAAAUGCCUGUACAUCAACGAUCGCGAGGGAUACGUGCUCAGCGGCAGCUUUGAUACCAGUAUUAGGUGUUGGGAUGUGAAGAGCGGCAAACCUCUCAAGAUCUUCCAUGGUCAUCAGGACACCAUCCUCUGCCUAGACAUGUCCCACGACAGGAGAGACAGCCUGGUGGUUUCCGGCGGGAAAGAUAAAGUUGUCAAAGUCUGGAAUUUCAGCACGGGUAAAUGUCUACGCACCUUUAAGCAUAUACACCAGGUGACAGCGGUGGCCAUACACGGUGAUACAGUGGUGAGCGGAUGUGAAGGGGGACGGGUCAAACUGUGGAGCAUCAAAGACGCCUGCCUCAUCAAGAUGCUAUACCAGUCUCCAAAGAACACCAACCGUUUUGGCUUCAUCAACCCCCACACCCACCAGGGCCCGAUCACCAGCGUGAAGCUGGAUGACUGGCACGUGGUGUCAGGGAGCCGGGAUGGCUACGCACUGGUCUGGAGCGCUGUAGGGGACCAUAAACGAUGCGUCACUGCGCUCAGGCAUCCAAAGGAAGUUUUAUGCCUUGAGCUGUCUUAUCUCCGCGUCAUCACGGGCUGUGAGGACGGCAAGCUACGCAUAUGGAACAUGCUGAGCGGUGACUGCCUGCGUGUCAUGAGAGGAAACAGCCGGUCUGACCCAAUUGAGGAUAUCUACCCAUGUGGGGAACGGUUGGUUCUACACACAGUCAACAACCUGCUGGUCCUGUGCUUUGAGGAGGUCCAGUGGGACUAUGAACAAGAGGAGAAGAUUGAACUCCUCCGUUACAAGAACCACUACGGUGACGCCCCACUUAGGAAGCACACCUACCCCUACAUCCGGGCCCAGCGCAGCGAGCGGGCCGGAGCCAGCAAUCCCAAGAUCAUACGGCACCACCGAGGUCCGUCGGAAGAGGGCGGGUCGUCGCAGCUAGGCCACAGCGGCCGUACCUUGCACGACCGUCAUUUGCAAAGUGCCAAGAGGAUCCAGAAGCAAGUCAAGGCGGUGGAGUUUGUUUCCAGUCUCAAGGGGAGCGUGUAUCACAACGUCCAGGGUUCACAGCCUGACGGCGCUGCCAUGCAAAGCACGAAGACCGGUUCAGUCAUCUAUGCGAGGUCCUGUGCAGGCUCUUCAAGACCUCCGACAGCUACAACUUACUCCAGACCACCUACAGCAUCAACGAGAUCAGUGACAGGGUUAGUGUCCAGAGCGACAACACCAGCCUCUCUCAGUCGUUCAGAGAUUGUGAGACCCAAAUCACAGCAGGAUGUUAGGGUCUGUUCUCCGGUGGCAUCCUCGCGACCUCCAACCGGCAUCAUGAAGGGCGGAUCCAGACCGCAGACAGCCUUCUCCACUAAAAGUGGGAUCCUCAAGCGAGCAAAGUUUGAGCUCCCGAGGCGUGGCCACAGUGCUCCCGUCCGAAGGCAGAACGUCAGUGAUGCCUUGUCGCUGUCGGAGGCCAAGGCCCUGAUUAGAUCCCAGGAGCGGACCAAGGAUGUCCCGACUCCCCGCGACAGGCUGCUACUGACCAUCAACUGCAUCGAGAGCUCUAAGAAAAACACAGAGCUUGUAAACAACACGACGGCCAACGCCUUGGAAAUCGACUACAAACCGCAUCAAGAGAGUCCAGCGCCGUUCAAAGUCAAAAGCCCUCAGAUCAGGCAACUGAGAGAGAAGUUGCAACCAGGAGCUUUAACUCGUCCAGAACCGUCUGUCGUCAGUCGUUUCAGAACUGUUGAGAUUGACAACAAGCCUCACAUCAGCCUGCAUCCCAAGAUAGUACCGUCCAGCAUCCCUAAGCAAACUCUAACAUGUAAAGAGCCUAAGAAAUCCAUCCUGACCCGUCCAAGCUCUGGCCAUGUCCCUUCAUCAGCUGAAAAGCCGGAGAUUCCGCUCAGAAGAAGCCAGAGUGCAAACGCCAUCCUGACACCCAAUGCAGCCAGUUCGGGUCUGUCCACGAACACGGACGCUGUCAUCCGUAAGAAAACCUUCCAUGGCUGGACGACAUCGCACACCGAGCCCGUAAUCAUCAGUCCCAUGCUGAUGCACGGCCUGGGCAGUGGGGCGCAGUCGCCACGGAAGCAGCGCCGCAGCGUGACCAAGAUCGUCAUGGGUCUGCCGGUGGAGGUCAAGGAUCCGCUGAAGAGCCACAAGGAGUUCCAGAUACGAACGCGGGAGCAGACGCAGGGUUAUCUGAAUCGAGUGACCGAGAUCCAGCAGAAAGACGUCAGGGAGAAGGCGGCGCAAGCCGAGGCACUGCAGAGGAAGCUGUGGUUGGCAAAAGCCAAAGGUCAAGCUCAUCAGGACUUUACCAAGAAGCCAAGAGCUUUUGCACCAGAGAUUCGAGAAUGAACCUCAUAUAUUCAGGAGGAGAGAAAAUGAAAUUUCGCACAAAAGUGAGAUUUGUGACUUUCCGAGCAUGGUACACAUGCGCUUUGGACAUGGGAAGCCGAUGGCAGAUCUGUACUUCCCCGUCUGAAAAUCGAGAGGUUGAUGUGUUUUAAUUUUGUUAAAAUGCACGUGAUGUUCAGUCUUUAGGCCAAAAAAAGAGUCUCCGUUU
Molecule: messenger RNA, 4339 nt
Organism: Patiria miniata (bat star)
Lineage: Eukaryota; Metazoa; Echinodermata; Asteroidea; Valvatida; Asterinidae
Product: CMT1A duplicated region transcript 1 protein-like
Exons: 10
Coding region: 409-4131 (1240 amino acids)
Molecular function (GO): protein binding
Source: RefSeq, a predicted model, not a curated record